GUAAGCAGAAGAAUGAAAUUCAAACAUAAAAACUAUUAAGCUGUCAAACAGUAAUUCGGAAGAACAAUAAUUACUUCGCAAUUGCGAUAAUAAAUUAUUAUUCUCUUUUUUUUUUUUUUAAAGUAAAAAUCUGACUUAACCUCUAGGAUGUUGUUUCCAGUGAAAACGUGUGGUCACAGUUGUCACAGUUUUGGAAAUUAAAUUAUUCUAAAUAAAAAAAUUAUAUACUCUAACUGUCAUAGUAAAUGAAAAAUUGAGUUAAAUAACUCUUGACACAAGAAAUAUUGUGUAAACCUAAUAAUGGCACAAUCACCGGGUUUAUUGAAUGAUAUUCAUGAAAAAAAUAGUCGCUCAUUAUUUUAUAAAAAACCAAUAAAAAAAGAUAAUUACAAUUUAGACACUGAUUAUGAUUAUUCACAUCAAGAAAAUCGAAGACGAGACUUGUUAAACCGACAAAAAGAAAGCAGAAGUGCUGUAGUGAAUUCAGCUCGUGCAAUAUUAGAAGAAGUGUUACUGUCCGAAGGUGAAUGUGACGAACCAGCGACAAUUGAUAACCAGUAUCGCUCGAAACGAAAUAAACUUUAUAUAAAUACAUUGAUGUUGUCAGAAUGGAUGAUUGAUGUACCUGAAAAUUUUUGUGAUGAAUGGUUUAUGUUACCUUGUCCAAAAGGAAAACGAGCUUUAAUUGUUGCACGUAAAGGUAAAACUCAAGUAUUUACACGACGUGGAAUUAAAAUUAUAGAAUUCAAUUCAGCGUUACCAGGAGGAAAUUAUGAGCACCACAGUAAGAAUAACACUAUAUUAGAUUGUAUAUGGGUUAAAAAAGACCAAUCAUAUUAUGUUCUUGAUGUUUUAAGUUGGUCUAAUCAAACACUAUUAGAUUGUGAUGCUGAAUUUCGCCACUUCUGGCUCAGUUCUAAACUUGAAGAAUCUCCAGAAUUCAGUGAGCAGAGUAAAUUUAAUAAAUAUCCUUUUGUGGCAUUACCAAAGAUUUUUUGCAAUGAAAACUUAUCAGAUUUUGUGCACAACUUGUCGCCUAAUCUUCCAUUAGAUGGAUUUUUAUUUUAUCAUCGUAAAGGAUUUUACAUGAACGGUCAUUCACCGCUUGUAACUUGGCUAAAACCUUUUAUGAUAUCUGAGGUAUUAGGUAUUUCGGUACCUCCUGAACUAGAUAAAAAACCAGAAGGUUACCUCGACUUUACGCAUUAUAUUCUCUCUAAAAGUCGUAGGAAAAAAAUCUUAGAAAGUUCAAAUGAAUUACAGAUGGAUGUGACAGUUAAUGAAGAUUGUGAAGAAGAGUAAUGUUAAUUAAUUAAAAUAGCUUAACUUAUUUAUUUAAAUAAUUUACAAUUUUUAUUUAUAAUAAAUUAUAGCUUAUAUUUAAUUUAGUUUUCAUGGUUAACUAACUCAACUUUUCUGUUAAAGAAUUAGCACUUGAGUUUGUAACCGAGUCAAAAUUAGUGUAUAAUAUUUGAACAGAUUUUUCAUUAAAAUAUAACAAAAUUUUGUGAAGGACAUCUGUUGUUUUGACGUUAAUCUGUAAAAAUAUUUAAGUUGAUUAAAUACUUAGAAUAAUUGCUAGUAGCUACAAAAAAACUUACUCUGUUAUCCAUUACUUUAAAAGUUGGAAAAGUAAUUCUGAAUAAUUUUAAAAGACCAAGUUGUAUACCAGCACCAACUAAUGCCUGUCCAAAUAGAAUUUCAUGAAAUUUUUUUACUUCUUCUAAUAAAACUUCUGAUCCAUUUUCA
This is a messenger RNA of Cotesia glomerata, 1749 nucleotides long. It is a transcript of the gene Snup, whose product is annotated as snurportin-1. Bases 301 to 1302 code for a protein of 333 amino acids. NCBI's taxonomy places the organism in Eukaryota, Metazoa, Arthropoda, Insecta, Hymenoptera, Braconidae. Gene Ontology annotation, molecular function: protein binding. Gene Ontology annotation, biological process: snRNA import into nucleus. The record is from RefSeq and is a predicted model, not a curated record. The transcript has 6 exons. Gene Ontology annotation, cellular component: nucleus; cytoplasm.